CAAUGGCUCUGUAGUUAAACAACAGGUCGCUAGUUUUAAGAAGGGCACCUGCAGCUACUUAGCCUACUUCUGCCUAACGAUGAUGUUACGCUACACACAGCCGCAUCGCCACCACAAGAUCAGACCCACAACACUCCUCACCGGCGUCCUUUCCCUUUCCACAAGCUCGCCACUCCCCGAAUCCUACACCGUCACGCCCCCGAUUAAGCCAUGGCCGCAGCGAUUGUACCCGAAGCGUCUAGUAAUCAUGAUCACCCGCCAGCAAAAUCUCGACCUUGCCCUGCAAAUUUUUCAAUACGCAGGAAAAUUCCACCCUGGUUUCUCCCAUAAUUACGACACCUACAACGCCAUUAUCAACCGCCUCUGUCGUGGCCGUGCCUUUGAUCCUGUGGAGUCUUUGCUCUCGGAAUUGCGGGAGUCCGAAAUCAAAUGUGGCGAGAAUCUGUUCAUUACUGUUAUCCGCAAUUACGGCCUCGCCGGUCGUCCCAAAUUGGCCCUUAAAAUGUUUCUGCGGAUUGAAAAGUUCGGCCUGCAACCUUCGGUGAGAUCGUUGAACACGCUGUUGAAUGCUUUCGUGCAAACCAAACGGUACGAUUUGGUGCACAUAAUAUUCAAGAAUAGUAAAGAGAAGUUUGGGGUAGUCCCAAAUGUUUUCACUUGUAAUAUACUGAUCAAAGCACUUUGUAAGAAGAACGAUGUGGAACGUGCACUUCAGCUGCUUGACGAAAUGCCUGCCAUGGGAACGAUUCCCAAUGUGGUGACAUAUACAACAAUUUUAGGUGGAUAUGUUUCAAGGGGCGAUAUGGGAAGAGCCAAGAGGAUUUUUGGUGAGAUAUUGGAUCGGGGUUGGUUGCCUGAUGCGACUACAUAUACGAUCUUGAUGGAUGGAUAUUGUAAACAAGGGAGGUUGAUUGAUGCUAUCAAGGUGAUGGAUGAAAUGGAUGACAAUGGAGUUGCGCCUAACGAUGUUACUUAUGGGGUCAUGAUUGAGGCGUACUGCAAAGAGAAGAAACCAGGUGAAGCACGUAACCUGCUUGAUGAUAUGCUUCUCAAUAAUUAUGUGCCAAGUUCAGCACUUUGUUGUAAGGUGAUUGAUGGUUUGUGCGAGGAAGGGAAGGUCGAGGAUGCCAGUGAGUUGUGGAAGAGGCUAUUGAAGAAUAAUUGCACGCCUGAUAAUGCCAUAUUUAGCACGCUGAUCCAUUGGCUUUGUAAGAAGGGGGAGAUAUGGGAAGCAAGGAAGCUGUUUGAUGACUUUGAGCAAGGUACAAUCCCAAGUCUCUUGACAUAUAAUACACUCAUUUCGGGAAUGUGUGAGAAAGGAGACUUGAAUGCUGCAGGGAGGUUAUGGGAUGACAUGGUGGACAAGGGUUGUGCCCCCAAUGCUUUUACGUAUAACGUGUUGAUUAAGGGGUUUUGUAAAAUUGGUAAUGUGAAGGAGGGGAUUCUAAUUCUUGAGGAAAUGUUGAAUAAAAAAUGUGUUCCUGACAAGGCAACUUACACGAUAUUAAUUGAGGGGCUCACUGAUUUAGGAAUGGAAGGAGAGAUUACCAAGUUAGUUGCAAUGGCAAUUUCAAAUAAAGGAGUUGGCAGUGACUCUUGGGAUAUUUUCUUAAAUAAGGUUGAUGGAAAGUUGGAAAACGGAGCUGCUUCUAUUGAUAAAUUGUUACUAGAGGAUGGAACUUAGACAUAUGAUUGUGGGUUUAUGAACGACUACACAUUCUACCCGUAUACUAUGGAGUUAUGAUUAAGAGACUUUGUGAUACACUAAUGUGAAAUUUCUCCUUGCUGUUGUGGAUACCUGAAGUUUCUGGGGUCUUGAGGACUAGUUGAGAGUAAAUUAGGAUUUGAUGAAGUGCAAUGUUGCCUUCAUUAGGUUCUGAUGCCAGAAGGCUGUCAACUUAAUCUCCAUACUGAAACAUGCAAAAAGGAUGUGUUCUACUACUUGCCUAUGAGGAGAACCACCAAGAUGGAAAGUAUGGGCUUUUAACAAGAUGCUUUUAGUGGCGUGCUUUGCGUUGGUGAAAAGGCUACUAGACCCGAAAAUCGGAGCAGCUAAAGUAAUGACUUCAUUACAUUUUCAGCAAUUUUAAUUUUAUAUAAAUGACGUUAGAUCUAGAGUAAUCAUUUGAUCAAGAAUGACUCGACGAGUUUUUAGAUUUUUACAUGUAAGGAAGAUUUUUACGAUGCCAUCUGUUGAUGAUGAAUCAUACUCAAUCGGCAAAGUUAGUUGGAGAUUUUUCUUAGUAGGCAAAGGUAACAUUGCUAAUUGAUGUGGCUUGAUUGCGCUAGGAGAGGGUUUACGAGUUGUUGGAUGAAAAGCUGCAUGGGCAAGUUGUUGGAUGAAGAGAUUUCUGAUGCUUUUGGGAUGUCUUGACUCUUGAAUUCUGAUAUUGAGGUUUUGUAGUGUUACAUAUGGUCACUGUCACUAUCAGCAUGACAUUUGCUUCCAGGGAAAACUAUUGUGCAAUGAGGUACAUAGCUAUGUACCCAAACAGAGCUCAGUCUUCGAAACGGAAGGAGAUGCAAAAGCCAUGUCACAGUUCUGAUUUCUGAACCUGACCCCUACACAAGAUGCCCAAAGCUGUGUCCAAUGGCCUUCGACUCUACAAAGCUACACGCAAUUAAAAGAAUCCCUAGGCGAAUACUCAACUGCAAUGACAGGUUCUCUUGCCUCUUCUCAUAUAAACACAGAGAGGUGGCUUUCUCUUUCAUGUUUUGAGACCAAAAGAAGUUUUCUUGAUACUAUAUCUUUCUCAACUAUGGAAAAUAGCUUUGUAAAGUGCAUGUUUGAGAUAAUGUACCUCGUCGUGCAUUUUAGGCUGUCAUUUUUGUGUUUUUUACAGGUUCCAUAAAUAAGUUUUCUGCAUGAGGAAAUUAGUUUUUCUAAUGGAUAAUUGAAAAGAAGGAAAAUGUCUUUGAUUGGAGAACUUCAUAGAUUAUAUGAUAUGAGAAAUAUUGAAAUGUACGAGGAACUUGAUUGCAUAAGUUUUUAUCUGCUUUGACUUUGCUAAGUGACUUUUUUUGCUCGAGACGAGCAAGUUUUACCCAUUCAGUUUCAUUAUCUUGGUAACUAGCUAGUUGUAUAUAUGCACUGACCUUUUUCCUUGCUAUAAUGCAUUGGUAACGGUUAUUGUUCUGCCACAUGUUAUACUACUAGAUUACUAAGAUAGGCAUUAUAUACUUUUGCUUUGAUCUCAAACCAUUCCUCUUGAGAAAAUAAGCAACCCUAGUGAAGCAUUUACAUUUGUUUGUUGUUCACAUUGUUUGAUUUUCUCUUCUAUUUGGAUGUGGUGAGAUUUUAUAUUGGAAGGCCUAUCAUAUUUCCUUGCCUAUUGUAAUGAUGUUUGAGAACCAAAAGCUUAGAAGGCACAGCAGUCUUUGUGUAUAUUUGCAGUGAUUAUUGGAUUUUGAGUUGAUGAAUUGAAUUAUGUGAGGAGGAGAAGGCGGCGUUAUCUGGAUUAUCUUGUUCACUGCCACAUGAAACUCUGGCAAAAUGCUAUGGCCACCAUGUGUCCGUCUGUUGCUCUCAGAUUUACAUAAAAAUCUCUCCAUCUGAAUAUCGAUCUCAUCUUCAUCGCUUGGUUGUCAACUCCUAAUCAUCCUUUACCACAAUAUUAUUUUGAGAAUGUUUUG
Molecule: messenger RNA, 3633 nt
Organism: Tripterygium wilfordii
Lineage: Eukaryota; Viridiplantae; Streptophyta; Magnoliopsida; Celastrales; Celastraceae
Product: pentatricopeptide repeat-containing protein At5g16420, mitochondrial-like
Exons: 2
Coding region: 80-1684 (534 amino acids)
Molecular function (GO): protein binding
Source: RefSeq, a predicted model, not a curated record